ACGUGGUCUAGACGGAGCUAGUUCAGCCAUCCAUAACUAGAAUUUUUCUCCGCCCACUUCACCUUGAAGUCCCCAUGAGGAUUUGUCCGGCGCUUCUGUGCUGCUUGGCAUCCUUGCUGUUUGCUGCGAGGUUCUGCCAGGGAGAUGAGGACAGGGUCGAGGUCGUUGGCAUAGGAGAAUGUGCAGAUUGUGAACGGAAUAACAUCAAUGCCGAGCAAGCCUUUUCAGGGAUUCGCGUGUCGAUCAAUUGCCUCACACCCGAAGGAGUAUACCAGAGAAGAGGAGUAGGGGAACUGAAUGAAGAAGGGAAGUUCAAAGUACUGCUUCCUUCUGGGAUCUUAGCUACUGGGAAGUCAAAAGAAGAAUGCUAUGCACAGCUUCACAACGCAGCGGCCGCACCGUGUCCCUCUUAUGGCGGUCCCAAGUCCUCCAAGAUAGUUUUCAAGGCCAUUACUCAUGGAAAACAUACUUAUGGGUUGGCCGAUAAGCUGAUGUUUUCCCCAGUAACGUGCACUUCUGCCUUCUUGUGGCCUUACUUCAAGCACCCAUUGCCUAAGUUCAAACCACCUGUGAAGGGCUUCGGUCAUCCAUGGUUCCCUCCAAAGAAGCUUCAGCCUCUCCCGGCGAAGGACUUCCCUCCUAUUUAUAAGAAGCCUCUCCCUCCACUUGAACCAGUAUAUAAAAAACCAUUUCCACCUCAAAUCCCCAUCCACAAGGAGCCGCUUCCAAUGCCGAUACCGACAUACAAGAAGCCCCUUCCGCAACCAAUACCAGUGUACAAGAAGCCAUUUCUUCCCUUUGUCCCUAAAUUCGAGAAACCGCUUCCUCCACCGAUACCGAUAUUCAAGAAACCGAUACCACAGCCAUUUCCUAUUUUCAAGAAGCCGCUGCCACCGCCUUUCCCGUUCUUCAAGCCCCUUCCUCCAUUCUAUAAAAAGCCGUUCCCCGAGAUCCCUCCCGAGCAACCCACGUUUGGAGAGCUGCCUCCAUUUGUACAGUAUCCUUAAAGAGUGUCGAAACAUGAUCCUCAGGUGUACGAGGAGGAACUGCGGUCAAUCAAACGAAGGCUGAUUUGAUAGUUUUAGCUUCUGCAAUGAUGCCUUUCAUAAUAGGAGCACUAUCAGUUGUGUUAUUGGAGAAUCAUGAGAUGAGAGGGUGAGUAAAUAGCAGAAACCAGUGUACUGUUGUUACUUAUUUACUGUUGUUACUUAUUUAUGCCAAUAAUAAGUUGUCUGUUGUGUGUGACUUACUGCAUUCGUAGUGCCUUAGCUUUUGUACCUUGUAUUGAACGAUUGUCCCUCGAGAGAAGUGUUACCUUCAUUCUACAACGAUGGUCGACGAGAUUGAACGCCAUGUAUCUAUCGUAAACAACUUUAAGAGCUUGAGCAUAUCAGACGUCCAUUUCCCCA
Molecule: messenger RNA, 1409 nt
Organism: Rhodamnia argentea
Lineage: Eukaryota; Viridiplantae; Streptophyta; Magnoliopsida; Myrtales; Myrtaceae
Product: proline-rich protein 4-like
Exons: 2
Coding region: 75-1007 (310 amino acids)
Source: RefSeq, a predicted model, not a curated record